This is a messenger RNA of Helobdella robusta, 390 nucleotides long. RefSeq lists its product as hypothetical. Lineage: Eukaryota; Metazoa; Annelida; Clitellata; Rhynchobdellida; Glossiphoniidae. Bases 1 to 390 code for a protein of 129 amino acids. The record is from RefSeq and is a predicted model, not a curated record. Gene Ontology annotation, molecular function: carbohydrate binding. The transcript is spliced from 2 exons.
AUGCCGAAUUUCAAACCUGCACCGCCAACCAACUCAACAAGACCACAUCACUACAACAAAAAACCCUUCCCAAAAAUCUACAAAGAUGGCGUCCUGGCCACUUCCGGUCACGUGAUAAUCAUACGAAGCGCUAACUACGGACGUAUGCACAUCGGAAAAUGCGCUACGAAAAAUUACGGCGACGUCGGGUGCCAGCACGACGUCACGAAUCACGUGACUUCCGCUUGCUCGGGAUUGGAUAGCUGCAAGGUCUACGUACCGGAUGAUUGGCUGAAAAGUUUGCAGCCUUGCCCGAAAGACUUCGCCCCCUUUCUUGUAGUCAGCUACCGAUGUUUGCCAGAAAGCAUAUAUACCUUUGAUCUACAGGGCAAGACAAUUCGAAGAAAAUAA